Oncorhynchus keta (chum salmon) is the source of this 1292-nucleotide messenger RNA. It is a transcript of the gene stmn1b, whose product is annotated as stathmin 1b. Lineage: Eukaryota; Metazoa; Chordata; Actinopteri; Salmoniformes; Salmonidae. Gene Ontology annotation, molecular function: tubulin binding. Gene Ontology annotation, biological process: microtubule depolymerization; neuron projection development; regulation of microtubule polymerization or depolymerization. The transcript is spliced from 5 exons. Gene Ontology annotation, cellular component: neuron projection; cytoplasm. The record is from RefSeq and is a predicted model, not a curated record. Bases 519 to 953 code for a protein of 144 amino acids.
ACACAAAUGAGAGAACACCUCAACUCUGAACAUUUUACUCGCCCUAGCAGAGCUAGUUAGGCUGUUUUCAUGCUAUCUAGAGCGUUAGUGACUAACUGUGCUGCUAGCAACAAUUGAAUUCCAUUUUCUGCAAACCUUUACUGACACCUGUCAUAUUCAACGGUGUUGCGCGUUCGUAAAUUCAUCAAUUACUCUGUGCUCUAGCACAUUCAAACGUGAGCGUUUUGGAAAUCGGAGUAGAUAGCCAAAAGUAAUCUACGAAUGCACGCUAAAUCGACAUUAUUGAUUGGACGAUUAGGACCAAUGGGAGUAGAGAACGAGAUGUGACGAGUUAACUUUAGUGCUUCGGUCCUUUUUGUUGUUGCGCGAACGGUGCUGAGGCAGGCAGUUUCAGCAUUUGAAGGUAGGUUUAAACAUGUUUUUAACGGUAAUCAUUGGAGAUAUAUUGAUGGCAAUCAUUACGCUUUCAGUGAUGUUUGUCCUUUUUGGGGCAAAGCAACCCUCAGUACUCUGCUGAAAUGGCGUCCUCUGGAGAGAUCCUGGUCAAGGAGUUGGACAAGCGUGCUUCAGGUCAAGCAUUUGAGGUAAUCUUGGCCCCCGAUGCCAAGGGUGAAAUCCCCCUACCUCCCCCAAAGGAGAAGAAGGAGAUGUCCCUAGAGGAAAUCCAGAAGAAACUGGAGGCUGCAGAGGAGAGACGCAAGAGUCAUGAAGCAGAGGUGCUGAAGCACUUAGCUGAGAAGAGAGAGCACGAGAAGGAAGUUCUGAAGAAAGCCAUGGAGGAGAACAACAACUUCAGCAAGACAGCAGAGGAGAAGCUCAAUCAGAAGAUGGAAGCCAACAAAGAGAAUCGCACGGCACGAAUGGCAGCUCUCAAUGAGAAAUUCAAAGAGAAGGAUAAGAAGCUUGAGGAGGUACGAAAGGCCAAGGAAACAAAACCAGAGGGGGAGAACUGAUUUUCUUUUGUAAUAAAAAAUAAAAAAACAUAUCUUUUUGUUCUUCAUUGAUAGUAUCAUAUUUUUCAUUGUUAUAGUUUUGUUCACCUUGUUAGGAUUAGUUAGGCUGUCCAUUGUUGCUUUUGUUGUGGAUGUAUAAGUAUUUCUUCCCCCACCUCCAGUAGAUUUGUGUAUUGUAGCUUAUGACCUUUGAAAUAAGCAGUGUUUUUACCUAUAAGGAAGCAUGCCACUGUUAGACAUUGGUCCUUAACAUUGUGAAUUGCAUAAUGUAAGUAAAUCCUUGUACCUUGUAAAACUGCGGUUAUCUGAGAUUAAUAAAGUUGCAAUUGUUCUUCAAAA